CGUGUUUGCUGCGAGCUGCGAGCGAAUUGAAUCGAAUCGAAACGAAGCGCCAGGAGAACGGAGCUCAAGCCAGAAAACAUAGGGAUAGGCGGACGCAGAGUCAGACAGACACAAACAAGGGGGCCACAGAAAAAGCAACAGAAAUAAUUAAUACUCCCCGCCCGGGUUAAUGUUGCGAAUAUUUCGAAAAUUUCCAUAGACGCGUCAAAGUGAUUGCCCCGUCGUUUGAGUGCGUGCAGAGAAAAGUGGAAAAGUAGGUUACGGCGGAAAGAAUUCUGAGGUCGGACGGUCGGUCGCUCGGUGGCUCGGUGGAAAACGUUCACAAAUUUUCUGUGUGCAUGUGUGUAGGCCGCUGGGUGCCAAGAAAAUGCAGUGCGAGUGCCACAAAGGCGACAAAGGCAAAGUGCAAAUGGCUUGAUAGCAAAUAGCAAAUGAACGAGCCAGCCCAUUUCCCAAAUACUUCGAUUCAUACGCUCCAGCCGACAAGGGAAAAGUGAUAUUUUUACAACUGUGGCCUGCUUUUUGCACAGUCCCAAGUACACACACAACCGAACACACAACCACACACACACACCCGCACUCACACAGACAGACGGACAGGGGGAGGUAACGAGCGGAACACACACACACAGUCACACACGACAACUAUAUAGCAAUAUAUGCCCAUUGAGUGCCUUAUAUCAUUUGAUAAUAAUCCACAAGGUGUCUACUAUGCCGGACAGGAGCUAUCCGGCGUUGUUGAUCUCGACGUCGACGCCACGCGGCGCAUUAAAGGCAUCCACGUCACCGUCAGCGGAUAUGCCAAGAUACGCUGGAUAAAAAAGGGAUAUCCGCGCGACAGCGAGCGCGCCAUGUGCCGUGCCUACCGAUCGUACCUGUCCUCGCGGUCCUACGUCCUCGGCUCCUGCGCGAACAACUCGAGCAUCGACUGGCCGGCCGGCGAGUACUCGUACACCUUCCACGUCAUCCUGCCCGACAAUCUGCCCACGUCCUUCGACGGCAAGUACGGCCAGAUUCACUACGAGAUCAUCACGACGAUCGAGCGGGCCGGUCGCUACCCGAAGGUCUUCAAGCUGCCAUUUACCGUGAUACAACCGCUGGACCUAAACGCCGAUGCUAUUUAUAGAGUUCCCUUAGAGAUCCUCGAUCGGAAGCGCUUCUGGAGCUUCUGCUGUCCGACGGGUCCGCUCACGGUGAAGUUCUCGACGCCGUACUGCGGAUACGCGCCCGGGCAGAAGAUCCACUUCGUGCUGUACAUCAACAACGAGUCCUCGAUCGACAUCACCGAGUGCGAGGUGAAGCUGAAGCAGGAGGUGAGCUACGAGUCGCACGAUCCGCAGCACGAGUACCGCUACGACAAGCACCUGAUCGCCAGGAAGCAGUUCGGCAAUGUGCUCCGCUGGUCGCGGAAGGUGUACCGGGGCUACCUGGACCUGCCCUCGAUACCGCCCACUUCGGUGAAGCCGACGUGCCCCAUUAGCGUUAACUAUUCGAUUAAGAUCAUCGUGAACCCCACGGAGUUCCACUGGAAGCUGAAGCUGAAGAUCCCGUUGACCAUCGGCAGCAUUCCGAUCAUGGACGGUCCGGAGGCCCUGCUGCGGUUCAAUCGCCAGCAGCAACAGCACCAAGUAGUUAGUCAAAAUUUACAAAUGUCCACGCAGCAGCGCCAGCGGGAUCGUGACCACAAUAGGGAUAGAGAUCGGGAUCGAGACCGAGAUAGGAAUUUGGAACGUGAUCGGGAUAGAGAUAGAGAUCGGAAUCGGGAGCGGACAAGUGCCUCAGUCCAGCAGCGACGCCUCAGCAGCAUCAACAACAACAAUCACAAUCACGGACGCCUUGUGGGCGGACUACUGCCGACCAAUAGCAAUAUGAAUAUGAUAGUGAAUGCCAGUCCCACGCCCACGAGCUCCACGCCCUCAUCAACGCCAACGACUGCCGCCCUCAGGCCAUCGGCCAUGCCAGCGAUUUUGGUGACCAGCGAUAGCGAUAAUCCCCCGGACUAUAUACCCAUGAUGCCGCCCUCGUACGAAGAUGCCAUGGCUCUGAGUGAGAAAUUCAGCGAUGAUACUGAGUUCUUGACCAACGUUAGCAUGAGCAGCAUUUUGUCCGCUCAGGCUGAUGUUACCACAAAGAGGCUUUACGAUGAGUCCAGUUCCCAGCUUCGUCUCACACUCAGUUGCCAGGAUUCGGCGCCGGCGGAAGCGGGAAUGGAUGAGGAGGUGACCACCAAUGCGCCGGGAGGAGAGUCCUUCGCCUGCGAAAAGAAGUGAGACGGCCUGGGAUCAAAGGACGUGGGAAGAGCUGCAUCAAAUGUUAACCAGCAAGGCAACCGCAACAACACUUACAUAUUUACUCGAAAUCAAAAUAUUAUAGAAACGGAUAAUUCAAUACAAGGCGCUAACGUAUAGUAGUUCUUAAGUCUGAGGCGUGAAUGAAAAUUGGAUAUAGCAAAUCGAAAGCAUAUUUUACAGAACCAAACCAGGAAGGUAUAUAUUUUUCAGAGGAAUUAAAACUAUGUACACAAACUAAUUUAAGUUUUUUUUUUCAAAUUAUGGCAAUACAUUAUCCAGCCUCUCUUCUAUCAACCCAAAGCUAAAUAUUAAAUCUUCUCUUUCCGAAUUCUUAUUUUAUUCAAAUCUAAAAUACACCUUAUAUAAUUUUAAUUUUGAAAAAAUUGCAAGCUGUAAGCUGAUUUAAUAUACCACAGUGAUCACUGGCUACAUAUAUACGAACAAAGUAGUGAAAAGUUAGAUGAAAUCCUUUAGCCCUAAGAUGAAGAUAAGUCCCUUAACAAUCUGCACAAUUUUACCCAAAGAGAGUCAAAACUAAAUACGAAAUUAACAUUUUCCAAUAUUGAAUACUGUAUUUAUAAAGUAUCUACGAUAAAUUUACAAGCAAAGUUUAGCCAAAUUGUACUUAGUUCUUAUUGUUUUACAUUCCCUGGUCAUACAAUCGUUUUAAUUGUAUUUGGAUCAAGUCGUCACAUCAGCAUACGAUUUAGGUGUCUAUAAGCGAUAUUGUCUAACUAAUAUUUAAAAGUGUCUUUUGCUCUAGUUUAUAUACAAGCCUUUGGAUUUAGAUUGUGUAAACCCUCUACUAUUAUAUAUACUUUGUACUUCCCUUGAUUUGAAUGCCAGUCUAACCAGCAAUCAUAUAAGUCUACUCCUAAGUCUUAACUGUCUUCAAUUCGAUUCAAUCCGAUUUAAUAAAGUUAAACAGCAAAAUAUAUUAUGUAUACCCCUAA
Drosophila ficusphila is the source of this 3244-nucleotide messenger RNA. RefSeq names its product arrestin domain-containing protein 17. The transcript has 5 exons. Gene Ontology annotation, biological process: protein transport. Gene Ontology annotation, cellular component: cytoplasm. NCBI's taxonomy places the organism in Eukaryota, Metazoa, Arthropoda, Insecta, Diptera, Drosophilidae. The coding region runs from base 660 to 2270 and encodes 536 amino acids. The record is from RefSeq and is a predicted model, not a curated record.